AUGCAAACUAUUACUCGUCGCGGUGGUUCGCCAUACAACCCCAGCCCCUCGACUUACAAGGUCUUCCGCAACGUCAAAGACUAUGGUGCAAAGGGUGAUGGUGUUACCGACGAUACUGCGGCCAUCCAGCGUGCGAUUUCGGAUGGCAACCGAUGUGGUCAAGGCUGCAAGUCCAGCACGGUCUCGCCUGGAUUGGUCUACUUCCCGUCGGGCACGUACCUCGUCUCGAGCCCAAUCAUUCCAUACUACUAUACCUCCAUGGUCGGAGACGCCAAGAACCCACCUACAUUACUUGCGGCUGCUAGCUUCAAUGGUAUCGCCGUAAUCGAUGCCGACCCUUACAUUCCUGGUGGUGGUGGGGCCCAAUGGUGGGUUAACCAAAACAACUUUUUCCGCUCGACCCGCAACUUCAUCAUCGACCUGCGCCGAGUUCCUGCUGCCAACUCUGCAACUGGUCUUCACUGGCAAGUUUCUCAGGCUACUUCUUUGGUUAACAUCCGCGUCGAAAUGUCUCAAGCUGCUGGCAAUAAUCACCAGGGCAUCUUCAUGGAGAACGGCUCUGGAGGAUUCAUGUCUGAUUUGUAUUUCAAUGGUGGUCGUUAUGGUGUCUGGAUGGGCAACCAGCAAUUCACAGUCCGUAAUAUCACGGUCGCGAACGCUCAGUCUGGUAUCUUCCAGCCCUGGAACUGGGGAUGGACUUUCCAAGAUGUUAAAAUUAUCAACUGCCAAGUUGGAUUCGACCUUACUACUGGUGGUCUUACGCAAGAUCAACAGACUGUUGGCGCAGAAGUGAUUGUUGACGCGGUCGUUACCAAUACCCCUACGUUCAUUCGCACCUCUGGUUCGGCUCCCUCCUCUCUUGCCGGCUCUCUUUUACUCGAUAACAUCAAGUUUACCGGUGUUACCAACGGUCUUGUUGACGGUAGCGGCAGGGUUGUCUUGGCUGGUGGAGACAAGACCAUCAGGCAAUGGGCUCAAGGAAACGUUUAUACCGGAACAGGAACCACAUUCAAGUACACUCAAGCCACGAUCAAUGCGCCAGCUAAGCCUAGUUCCUUGGUCGAUUCCACCGGCAAGAUCUUCUCCAGGUCAAGGCCCCAAUACAUCAACUACGCACCGAGCCAGUUUGUUUCUGUCAAGGCUGAAGGUGCCAAGGGUGACGGUGUAACUGACGACAGCGCCGCGAUCCAGGCUGUCUUUGACAAAUACUGGGGGUGCAAGAUUAUCUACUUCGAUGCUGGGUCCUACUAUGUCACUAAGACUAUCAAAAUCCCAACUGGCUCGAUUGUCGUUGGUGAAAUCUGGUCAACAGUCAUCGGAGGUGGAUCUGCGUUUGCUGACCAGACUAAACCUACCCCUGUGAUUCAAGUCGGAAACCCCGGAGAUAAGGGAGUCGUUGAAAUUAGCGAUAUGGUGUUUUCUACUAGAGCUGGUAGCGCCGGCGCGAUUGUCGUGCAAUGGAAUGUCGCCGACGCGGCCGGCCAGAAAGGCACCGUUGGCAUGUGGGACGUCCACAUCCGCCUCGGAGGAUUCAAGGGCACCAACCUCGAUGUGUCUACUUGCCUGGCAGGAAGCUCGCACUCGACCACGGGAUGCGCCGCUGCAUUCCUGGGAUUGCAUAUUACCAGCACGGCCACGGCCUAUAUGGAGAACGCUUGGAUUUGGACCGCCGAUCACGACCUUGAGGACCCGAGUGAGCGCCAAAUCGAUGUCUACACUGGACGCGGUAUUCUCAGUCAAUCCACGAAUGGACCUGUCUGGCUCAUUGGUACUGGUUCUGAGCACCAUGCUCUCUAUCAGUACAACAUUGUCAACUCGAAGAACGUGUAUGCUGGGCUGAUUCAGACUGAAACACCUUACUGGCAACCCAACCCCGCGCCACCGGCACCGUUCACCAUCAACUCGUCUUACUAUGAUCCAUCUUUCACGAAUGGUAGUGCUGCUUGGGCCUUGAGAGUGCAGGCUUCGUCGAACAUUUAUGUCUAUGGCGCUGGCUUGUAUAGCUUCUUCCAGAAUUACGUACAGACUUGCUUGGACUCUUAUACCUGUCAAAAUUCUAUUGUGACGAUUAGCUCGGAUUCAACGGAUGUUUACGUUUACUCUCUGUCCACUGUGGGCACAACAAACAUGCUCAACGUUGGGUCCACUGCUAUCGCCAAGCAGGCCAACAACCGCAACGGAUUCCAAUCGACCAUGACUCUUUGGUCUUCGGCGACCGGGACUCACUAG
This is a messenger RNA of Rhizoctonia solani, 2229 nucleotides long. RefSeq names its product exo-beta-1,3-glucanase. Gene Ontology annotation, molecular function: polygalacturonase activity. The transcript has 16 exons. Bases 1 to 2229 code for a protein of 742 amino acids. NCBI's taxonomy places the organism in Eukaryota, Fungi, Basidiomycota, Agaricomycetes, Cantharellales, Ceratobasidiaceae. The record is from RefSeq and is a predicted model, not a curated record.